Scatophagus argus is the source of this 1787-nucleotide messenger RNA. It is a transcript of the gene pdf, whose product is annotated as peptide deformylase, mitochondrial. Gene Ontology annotation, biological process: peptidyl-methionine modification; N-terminal protein amino acid modification. Gene Ontology annotation, cellular component: mitochondrion. Gene Ontology annotation, molecular function: peptide deformylase activity. Lineage: Eukaryota; Metazoa; Chordata; Actinopteri; Scatophagidae. The transcript has 3 exons. The coding region runs from base 204 to 965 and encodes 253 amino acids. The record is from RefSeq and is a predicted model, not a curated record.
AAGCACUAACAUUCGUAGACUUUUAUUGUGAAGAUUCCUCUGUUGACUUGGAACUAGUUUGUCAGAGACGUGCACAUCUUUCACCCUCUGCUGUCACCUUCUGUCCUGAUUAUGGGGUCUUUUUCUGUUAACACGGAAAACUUCUCAUAGUGCAAGCACCGUGCAUCGACCUGUGGCUUGUGAGUGACAGCCACAGCUCCACCAUGAACACAAAAUCAUGUGUGUCUCUGUUCCAGCUGUCCAGGAUAGGGUUCAGACUUGCAUCUAAAGCCUCUCACUGCAGUGCUGGGGCCUUCAUUUGUCUUCCACAUAUCUCACCCCACUCGGCUGUACAUUGCAGUUGGUGUCACUCUGGUAAUGUCAAGGUGCGCUCCUAUCUUCAGUACGUAAAACGCAAGAUCAUAUCCCCUCCCAGUCCUCCGUACAGUCACGUGUGCCAGGUAGGAGACCCAGUGUUGCGUUCACAUGCAACUGCUGUUGACCCAGCAGCUAUAACAGGCCCUGAGAUCCAAAAGGUCAUCAGCACCAUGGUGAAAGUGAUGCGUAAACUUGAGUGUGUGGGACUGAGUGCACCUCAGAUUGGGGUGCCACUUCGCAUCCUGGUCCUGGAAUAUCCUAAGAAGAUGUUCGAAGAGAGUUCGCCUGCAGCCAGGGAAUACCGUGGUCUUUCUGUCCAGCCUCUGAGGGUCUUUGUCAACCCCCAGCUGAGGAUCCUCGAUGGACGCACCGUGGUCUUUCAGGAGGCUUGUGAGAGCAUCUCAGGCUUCUCUGCCACAGUUCCACGCUACCUGUCUGUGGAAGUGUCUGGUCUGAAUGAUAAGGGUGAAGCUGUCACGUGGCAGGCCAGUGGCUGGGCAGCCCGUAUCCUCCAGCACGAGAUGGACCACCUGGAUGGCGUCCUCUACAUCGACCGCAUGGACAGCAAGACCUUCGUCAACAUCAACUGGCAGGAAUAUAAUGAAUAGAAGAAACAAAUGUCCUUACACUGGGUCUAAUAUGGUUUAAAGUCUGCUCCACAUCAUCUCUGAUCAACCUACACCUUGCUUCUGAAAGCUUUUGCAUUUGCUGGUUCGACCACAAGCAUCAUCAUUUGGUUUGCGGAAAGUGAUUCAUUUUGAUUUGUGGAUGGAAUAAGAGCUUAAAAUCAAUAUCACGGUGAACCGCCUCAAAUGAAAGUACAACAGAAAUACAAAGGUCGAUGAAUUAAGAGGCCGAUAUGUUAAUGAUAAAAUGAGUGAGUCCUACAUGUUAUUUGGCACCAUCACAACAGAAAAAUACACCUGUGGUGCAGGGUAUUACCUGGUUACCUCAGUGACUGAUUCAGCUCUUGCAAAGACAUUUAAAUGUAAAACAUCAUUCAAGACUUAAGAACUGAAGUGUGAACUGUAGACAUGUCUGGGACAUGAGCAGGCAUGAGCCAGGUAAAACAACUGAAAGAACAGUCCUGUACUGUGCUAAUCCACGGUUCAUGUUUGUGCAUGUCAGGCUCCAUGACGAGUAUUUAUUUGUGUUGUUAAAAUGUUAAUCAUAGUAUUUUUGUAUGGUUUUUUUUUUUGUUGUUAUUUUUUGUUUUGUGAGCAAGGUUUUUUCAAAACUCAGAACCAAGUUCAGUUCUGUUUAGUUCUGAAGUUUGGCCCAGCAACUGAUUAGAUUUGGAUUGUAAAGGAUGCACUGCCUAAAUGGUGAUUUUCAAGUUGAUAUAUUGGAUGAUUUAUAAUGAUAGAUGUCAUUAUUUUAUUCAAACUGUUUUUCCAUACGUGCUCAUAAAACUGUUUGGACCCAUGAAA